AUGGAUGAGGACACGAUAGCACAGUUCGCAUCCAUCACAGGCUCUUCACCUGCUCUAGCUGCACAGUAUCUACGCCUCGCGGAUAAUAACACAGAACAAGCCAUCGAGCUUUUCUAUGCCAACGAGGGCGCUGAUUUGGAGCCUUCAUCACAGUCUCCGCACUCCUCGCAUCCCCCACCAAUCCCAGCACCAUCGACUCGACCCACAGGACAUAAGCGAGGUUACCAAGAUGAAGAAGGCGUCGUGCACUUGGACUCAGACCAAGAAGAUCUAGACUACUCUGAUGAUAAUGCCGCCGAGACCUCAGGGCAAAACCGGAGAGAACUCUCAACGGCGGGUAGAGCAACAUCCGCGCUGCAAACCUCAUCCAACGCAACUCCUCCAGCAGGCCAAGGAUCCAUGCCUGUUGAUGACGAUGAAGCUAUAGCUCGAAGGUUACAAGAAGAGUUCUACGGUGCAGCAGGUAGGAGUGGUGAAGUUGGUGCUGAGGUAUUGGAUGAGCACGGAUACAGAGCACCUAUAGGACGAACUACAGAGACUCUCGUUGGCCCGGGAUCCUUUGAUCCCACUGAUGACGACGAGAUGAGGGCGGCGGUCAUGGAGCAAAUGGCAGCCAGAAGACAGCCGCCAAGACAUCGAGAUCGUCAUGGUAUCUUCAACCAAGCCACUACACCCUCAAUAUGGAACAAUGCAGAUAGUCGCCCCGAUGCUCAUCGAGAUCAACUUGCUCGAGCAACGGCAGGAGCAUCAGAAGCAUCCUCCAAGUCAAAUCUACUUGCAGAAAUGUAUCGACCGCCUUUCGAGUUAAUGUCGAGGUUACCUUGGGACCAAGCUCGACAGCAGGGUAAGGAUGGUGAGAAAUGGAUCUUGGUCAACAUUCAAGACCCAUCCAUCUUCGAUUGCCAGGUGCUGAACCGGGACAUUUGGAAGAAUCCUGGAAUUAUAGACACGGUCAAGGAAAACUUCAUCUUUAUGCAGUACUCGAAGGAUGACCCUAAAGGCAACCAAUACGUGCAAUACUAUUUUCAAAAUAAGGAUAACCAAGAGGCAUACCCUCACAUUGCCAUAGUCGACCCAAGGACGGGCGAACAAGUCAAGGUCUGGUCAGGUUCACCCACGCCGAAAGCGAUGGAUUUUCUUAUGCAGCUACAUGAGUUCCUUGACAGGUACAGCCUGAAGGCGUCUGCGAAGAACCCAGUGGUGAGAAGAAAACCAGAAGCAAAGAAAGAGACACAAGUGGACAGGAUGACUGAGGAACAGAUGAUGGAAAUGGCGUUACAGGCUAGUCUUGCAGGGACCGAAGGGCGACGAGAUUCUGACCCUGACGAAUUGACACGCAGUGUUGGAAAUGUGGGGAAUGAGCCUGAAGGAAAGGGAAAGGAGCCAGAGGAUUCGGACUUGAUGGAUGUCUCAGAGCCCACACAUACGAACGGAUCAGCCUUAGCGGCUGCUUCCCUGUUUACCGCGAUUUCCUCGUCAAAACCUCACAAUGAACCACUUCCGGACGCGGCCAGUAUCACGAGAAUCCAAUUUCGUCAUCCAAACGGUCGAGUGGUUAGGAGGUUUGCGCUUACAGACCCCGUGAGGAGAAUAUUCGAGUGGCUGAAAGCUAGCCCGCUUGAAGGCAAAGAGGGUCUGGAGUUUGAGUUGAUCUUCAUGCAGAAGAACCUGGUGGAGAUGCUGGACGAUACCAUCGAGCAAGCGGGCUUGAAGAAUGGCACCGUGAUGAUUGAGUUCAUAGAAGGAUGA
Letharia columbiana is the source of this 1749-nucleotide messenger RNA. RefSeq lists its product as uncharacterized. The record is from RefSeq and is a predicted model, not a curated record. Lineage: Eukaryota; Fungi; Ascomycota; Lecanoromycetes; Lecanorales; Parmeliaceae. Gene Ontology annotation, molecular function: ubiquitin binding. Gene Ontology annotation, biological process: proteasome-mediated ubiquitin-dependent protein catabolic process. Gene Ontology annotation, cellular component: nucleus. Bases 1 to 1749 code for a protein of 582 amino acids. The transcript is spliced from 2 exons.